CCGAGAGUACUAACAGCAAUCCGAAAGUCGUGGCGUUUCUUCUCUCUUUUGUUGUCCGAAACAACUGCCUCGUAUACCCAUAUUUUACUAUCUUCCCCUUCUUCGGACACUGCAGCAUCUUUACUCGUCAGGCCUGGUGGUGGUGUGACAGGAACUUCAACAGUGUCGACAGUCCAUCCUCCUAAUCUGCGGCUGCUACCACCAUGCCUGUGUGCAAUCAUUGUGAUCGUUCUUUUGUCGACACGAAUGCUCUCCCACACCGAGUCGAAGCACGAGAUUGAAUGCACUUACUGCGAUCGUACGUUCAGGACUUCAGACGGAAGAGAUCAGCAUGAGAGAACGAAGCAUAACUUCCCUUGCAACACUUGCAACCGAGAAUUUAGCUCCAGAGAAUCCCUGGAUCAACAUGAGGAGGCCAAGCAUAAAUUCCAUUGCAACACUUGCAACCGAGAAUUUAGCUCCAGAGAAUCCCUGGAUCAACAUGAGGAGGCCAAGCAUAAAUUCCAUUGCAACAUUUGCAACCGAGAAUUUGGCUCCAGAGAAUCCCUGGAUCAACAUGAGGAGGCCAAGCAUAAAUUCCAUUGCAACAUUUGCAACCGAGAAUUUACAUCCGAUGGAGCCCUUAUCCAGCAUCAGAAUGCGAAGCAUGCACCUCGCCCACAUGCAUCUUCGUAUCUAUUCUCACUGCCACCAUACGUCCAAGCUGCGACGCCUGCUCCCAUGGAGCAGCCUAAUGUAAACGUAGUCCUCGAUGCUUUAUCCACACGGGAGUCCACCCCAGAUGGUGAGGAUGUCUUGAUGACGCAGUCACCAAAGGUACAGGUCACUGCACCCAAACCUGUGGCAAAUGUCGCAUGUGGAACCUGUGGCGAGCCUUUCGCAACGAUUUUAGCUCUGGACGCCCACGAGUCACAGCAUAGACCCGAUACGUGUGCUUGCCCAAUCUGCGAGAGGGCUGAUAGGCCUUGCAAUUGCAUUAUUUGCAAGCGCACCAGCACCUUGACAGGUCUGGUGGAUGAGAAACCCCUCGAUUGUGUCAUGAGUGGCGAGCCCGAAGGAAUUACGUUGUCCGCGGAUUCGCUUGGGGGUAUCGAACUUAAGGCAGUCGAGGAUUUUUUGGUUGGGUCCUGUGACUUGGUCAUGACCCCGGAAUCCCAAGGAGUCACAGAUCCGUCAGUUGAUCGCAGCGUUCUAGCGCACGGCAUGGACUCGCAUGAUGAACAACCCUUACGAAAACCGGAACGCGAGGUGUAUGGAGAACAUUCUCAUGACUUGACUCUUACCCACACACCAUUACCCCCAUGUCACAAGCACAACAGUCUUGAUAAUCCAACAUGUCUUUCUGAAGUUGCUAUGAACUUAACGGAGGAAUGUAGCAUUACCAAUCUCCAAUUGGGUUUUGCACCCAUGGAAUGCGACACCAUUCCAUGUGAUCUGAAUGUACUAGAGCAACAUUCUGCGCUCAACACUCACGCCAUCGUGCAAGACUCAAUAGUCUACGAACUCUUGUAUCCAAGCCAACCUGACGUUUCCCUCGACUUGACUAAUUCACAGAGUCAAGAUCACGACAUGUCCCUUCCAGAGGCAUCCGACGAACAACCGAUAGUUCUCGACAUGGACAUGAGUCACGAGCAGGUCGAUAACCCUCCAGAGUGUGACCCCUGCAUUCCUGGAUUGGAACCUGAUAUCACGUCUUCAUCGCACUCGACAGACUCCCCUGCAGAUGGCACGCUUGUUUCGGCGACCUCGAUACCUGUACCAAUUCGCUCUCCCCAGUUUAUAGGGUCUCCCCAAGUUUGUACCUCUGAUUUUGAGCCUCCUGCUGAGUUAGGCGAUCCUUUCACACGCAACCUUGUUCCUUCUCCGACCCCAUCUGAGCAUGGUAGCUUCAGGCCCCCUAGCAUUACCCAGGAUGAUCACUCGCAUUCCGGAAGCCAUCCUCUACUGUCUCCACUGACUUCCGAAGGUUCUGCCGGUUACUUCUCCGAUGCCGAUCGUUCAUCAACUCCAUCAAGCCCUCUUUCUGAUCAUUCCGUCGUCUUCGUAUCUGCGGAUUCCAUACCAGAGUACGUUAGAGAGAACCGUGCAUAUCUUGUUGCAACAAGCGCUCCGUCCCGACCUUCUUCAGCAACUUCUAGUUGUGUCCAUUUGCCCUCAGUGGUUACUUCGUCAGACUCUCUACCACUUCAACAGGAUCAAAAUGAUCGUGCUGAGGUGCCCCCUGCCGAUUUGCCUUCCACCAACGGCCAAUCCCUUUACUGCAGGGUUUGCCUUCGAGAUCCUUGCGACGAUCUAACUGCGACGAUGUGCGGCCAUGUCUUUUGCAACAGGUGCAUUAUCGAUGCUGUCAUGGCCAGAUCUGCAUGCCCAGUCUGCACCGCUCCCACAUUACUCUACUGUCUUUUCCGCCUUGAUAUCUAAGUGCUCUAAAGCGUAACACCUGUCUUGCUUUCGGCAUCCAUGCCAAUGACUCAACGGAAACCAACAAAUCAUUUUGUACUUUAGAAUUGUUUGAAUCACUACAAGUUUUUCAAUUCGUGUAGCGUGCAUUCUUUAGGAACUAUUGCACACCACUAAGCAGUAUAGCGCUCCACCUCUCGAGAUUGCAUGGG
Molecule: messenger RNA, 2612 nt
Organism: Suillus subalutaceus
Lineage: Eukaryota; Fungi; Basidiomycota; Agaricomycetes; Boletales; Suillaceae
Exons: 6
Coding region: 247-2421 (724 amino acids)
Molecular function (GO): metal ion binding
Source: RefSeq, a predicted model, not a curated record